Dovyalis caffra is the source of this 570-nucleotide messenger RNA. The record is from the annotation of a GenBank genome assembly. NCBI's taxonomy places the organism in Eukaryota, Viridiplantae, Streptophyta, Magnoliopsida, Malpighiales, Salicaceae.
AUGCUAGCUACUGGUCUCAAACAGGGAUUUCAUUGCUUACCUUGUAGAUUUAAAGAAUUUACUUCUGUUCAUAUCAAUAGGGAAUUUAAGCUUUGGCAUUUAGCCCCACAAAGACAGGUCCCCUAUUAUUUGAGAAAUUUUCAAGUUGCUGACGCAGUUUGGCCUGCUGUUCAUCAAGCAGCCAUGCAAUGGCAAGCCAUUAAGUGUAGGCAAGAAGUUGUUCCUAUCAAGUUGCACGAUCAUGAUAUAAAGGCUUUGAGCAGUUGUAGUGCAAGCACGAGUGAUAUUAUCAGCACCACAGAGAGGCUCAAAGAGGAACUCGAAAUCACCACUCAGAGACAAGACGUUGUCUCCUGCUUCCUUCACGAUUAUCAGCUCUUUAACCAAGAGAUCAAUGCUCUUAGGGAUGAGGACCUCAAUGAUAACUUCUUCAAGGCUCUUUCCCAUGUGCAACAAAUCAACGCCAACUACAAGGUCCUGCUACGUACACACCAUCAGCGUGCUGGUUUGGAGCUCAUGGAUAUGAUGACUGUCUACCAAGAAGGAGCCUAUGAGGACCUUUGCAGGUAA